Messenger RNA from Talaromyces proteolyticus, 4100 nucleotides. RefSeq names its product putative 5-oxoprolinase. NCBI's taxonomy places the organism in Eukaryota, Fungi, Ascomycota, Eurotiomycetes, Eurotiales, Trichocomaceae. Gene Ontology annotation, molecular function: 5-oxoprolinase (ATP-hydrolyzing) activity. The transcript is spliced from 8 exons. Gene Ontology annotation, cellular component: cytosol. The record is from RefSeq and is a predicted model, not a curated record. Gene Ontology annotation, biological process: glutathione metabolic process. The coding region runs from base 91 to 3993 and encodes 1300 amino acids.
GUGAAAUACAUUUAAAGCACACUAUAAGAAUACAUCAAUAUAUCGUGAAGUUAAUCUCUAUGAAGAUUUCUCUCUUCGAUCACAAUCACCAUGCCUUCAGGUAAUAUUGAACGACCGCUUCGGAUCUCUAUUGACCGAGGCGGAACUUUCACCGAUUGUGUAUGCAAAGUUGCUGGUCAGGAUGAUAUUGUUGUCAAAAUCCUCUCUGUAGACACAAAGAACUACCCAGAUGCACCUACAGAAGCCAUUCGGCGAGUUCUUGAGAAAUACUAUAAUAAAUCAAUACCUCGAGGUACUGAGUUGGACCUCAAAGAUGUGGAAUGGAUCCGAAUGGGAACAACAGUUGCUACCAAUGCUUUGCUAGAGCGAAAGGGUGAGCGAACAGCAUUUUUGGUAACGGCAGGUUUCAAAGAUAUUCUUCAGAUUGGAAAUCAAUCUAGACCGUAUAUGUUUGAUCUUUCUAUUCGACGGCCACAACCACUUUAUUCAGAUGUGUUCGAGGUAAACGAACGAGUUGUUCUUGGACAUUGCAGUGAUUCACAACUUAGAAAUAUGAGUCUCCAAUAUCCUGAGCCGGUACAGACCGUCGUGGGUGUUUCCGGUGAAAAGGUACAGAUCAUCAAACCGCUAGAUGUGCAAAGCACUAGGGCGUAUCUUCAGCGGAUCUAUGCGGCAGGAUUCCGGUCGAUUGCUGUCGGCUUCAUGCAUUCGUACAUCUUCCCCACACAUGAAGUCAUGGUCCACGAUCUGGCAAAGGAGAUUGGUUUCGAGCAUAUAUCGUUGUCACAUCGGGUAUCACAACGGUCCAAGAUUGUUCCAAGAGGCAACUCAGCUGUUAUCGACAGCUAUCUCACUCCGGAAAUCGAAAACUAUUUGUCUCGGUUUAGUGCCAGCUUUCCAACCAUUGACCAGGGCUAUACCAGGCUAGAAUUCAUGCAGUCAGAUGGCGGUCUGGUAACCGCGUCUGAGCUAUCCGGAUUGCAUGCCAUUCUUUCGGGGCCUGCUGGUGGAGUCGUUGGCUAUGCUCGAACCUCGUAUAAUCCAGAGACAAAAACUCCCAUUAUCGGGUUUGAUAUGGGAGGAACAAGUACAGAUGUUUCUAGAUAUGAUGGUCAGUUUGAUCAAAUAUUUGAGACUUCAACGGCUGGGAUACCCAUUCAAGCACCCCAGUUAAAUAUAAACACCAUAGCUGCCGGUGGUGGAAGUAUUCUAGCUUGGCGAGACUCCAUGAUGGCUGUUGGUCCAGAAAGUGCCUCUUCGCACCCUGGUCCUGCAUGUUACAGGAAAGGGGGGCCUUUGACGGUCACAGAUGCAAACUUAGCCCUGGGAAGACUGAUUCCGGAGCAUUUUCCCUCGGUUUUUGGACCUAAUGAGGAUGAGCCUCUGGACCGAGAUAUUGUACUUAACAAAUUCCAGGAACUGACUGAAGUUAUCAACCGGGACAGUGGCAAGUCAUUGACUUGGGCUGAGGUAGCAGACGGCUUUCUCCAGGUCGCAAACUCUGCAAUGUGCGGCCCAAUUCGGAGCCUAACAGAAGGUAGAGGGCAUGAAGCUUCUAAACACAACCUCGCCUCUUUCGGAGGUGCUGGCGGACAGCAUGCAUGUGCUAUCGCUGAGAUUCUCGGGAUUCGACAGGUUCUCAUUCACAAAUACUCAUCGAUUCUGUCUGCUUAUGGUAUUGGAUUAGCCGACGUCGUAUACGAGGAAGAGAGGCCAUGUGCCAAAGUCUUUGACGAUUCGACCAAGGACAUCAUCUUUGCUGAUUUAGAUGCCCUAUCACAAACCACACAGAGUCAUCAUACGAUGAGUCGAUUCUCUCAGAUCGAUGAUGACCGAUUCUUGUUUAUGCGUUAUGAAGGCAGUGAGACAGCAAUGAUGAUCCCCGUCACCGAAGGUGUCGAUACGAAGCAAGCUUUUAUUGAUGCUCAUCAUCAGCAGUUUAGUUUUACGCCAGUCAAUCGAAAGAUCUUUGUCGAUAACAUUCGAGUCCGGGCCGUUGGUAAAAACUUUUUCGAAACCAGUUCUUUGCCGUUUUCUUCGGAAACUGUCCCUAAAGUCAGCGCAAAUGUUUCUGCUUUAAAGCCUCAUUCAACCGGGCCUGUCUACUUCAAAUCUCUCGGCUGGGUCGACGCUCCUGUUCACCUUUUGAGCUCUCUUCCAUUGGGCCAAACUAUUGCUGGUCCAGCUCUGAUCGUCGACAAUACGCAGACUAUCAUCAUCAACCCUAAAUGCUCAGCGACUGCCACCAAAGACCUAUUGGUGUUAGAUAUUGGUUCAGAGAAGAAAUCAGUCAGUGCCACUGACCUGGAUCCAGUGCAACUCUCCGUAUUCCGUCAUCGAUUCUAUGGGAUCGCAGAACAGAUGGGACGAGUACUUCAAAAUGUUAGUGUGAGCGCAAAUAUCAAAGAAAGACUUGAUUUUAGUUGCGCUAUUUUUUCGCCGGAUGGCUCCUUGGUAGCUAAUGCUCCCCAUGUUCCUGCCAUGAUUGGUAGUAUGGGCUUUGCGGUUAAAUCACAAAUCCAGAAAUGGAAUGGGAAGCUUAAGGAUGGCGAUGCCUUGCUCUCCAAUUCACCAGCCUACGGAGGUGUUCACCUGCCAGAUUUGACAGUUAUCACUCCAGUUUUUGACGCCGAAGGGAAAGAAAUCAUCUUUUGGACGGCCUCACGCGGUCAUCACGCAGAUGUUGGUGGAAUCCUUCCCGGAUCUAUGCCACCUUCCUCCAAGCGCCUGUGGGAAGAAGGUGCCGUAUUUGACUCAUUCCUUCUGGUUCGAGAUGGCAAAUUCGCAGACGAUGAACUCAAGAGAAUUCUUUGCGACGAACCCACCAAGUAUCCUGGUUCGAGUGGCUCUCGGUGCUUUCAGGACAAUGUGACCGAUAUCAAGGCUCAGGCUGCAGCAAAUCACUGUGGUAUCCGGCUGGUUCGACAGCUGAUCAAAGAAUAUACUAUGGACGUAGUACAGAUGUACAUGGGAGCGAUCCAAGAUGCAGCGGAGCUUGCAACCCGCAACCUGUUCAAAAAGCUUGUGAAGAAAUUCCAAGGCAGUGAAAUCUCUGCCGUGGAUUACAUGGACGAUGGCACACCUAUACAAUUAAAGGUUACUAUCAAUGAAGAAGAUGGUUCUGCCGUGUUUGACUUUACAGGAACCGGUCCAGAGGUCUAUGGGAAUUGGAAUGCCCCCGUGGCUAUCUGUAAUUCAGCAGUGAUAUUUGCCUUGCGAUGCAUGGUUGAUUCCGACAUCCCACUUAACCACGGCUGUAUCAAGCCCAUCACGCUUAUCAUCCCCGAACAGUCGCUUCUCAAGCCGAGCCUCGAGGCCGCCGUCUGCGCUGGUAACGUGUUGACAUCACAACGAAUCGUCGAUGUGAUUUUCAAGGCAUUUCGGGUCUGCGCCGCAAGUCAAGGGUGCAUGAACAAUUUCACAUUUGGUGUGGAUGGUAAGAAUGGCUUUGGAUAUUACGAAACCAUUGCCGGUGGUAGUGGCGCAGGUCCCAGUUGGAAUGGAACGAGCGGAGUCCACACAAAUAUGACCAACACACGCAUUACUGACCCAGAAUCCCUGGAGCGACGAUACCCCGUUGUUCUGCGUCAAUUCUCCUUUCGGCCUGGCAGUGGUGGAGAAGGGCAGUACAACGGUGGUGAUGGUGUAAUUCGUGAUGUGGAAUUCCGUAUUCCCAUGUCCGCUUCUAUUUUGUCGGAACGCCGCACAUUCGCGCCGUACGGAAUGGAAUGCGGCUCCGAUGGCCAGCGGGGAAGAAAUAUCUGGAUUGGAAAGAAAUCAAAGUUGAAGAUAUCUAUUGGAGGGAAGAAUACGAUCAAUGUCGAGCCUGGAGACCGCAUAGUUAUUGAGACACCGGGUGGUGGUGGAUACGGGGAGAAGAACGAUGAUGCAGGGCGACCAAACAAUGUCGAUAUUUCCAAGUUAAAGUCUUCAUUUAUCCCAGUUGCUAAUGGCAGUGUUGCAGAAUCCACCGCUCUUGCGGAGCAAGUAUGAGGAAGAUAGACUUUGAAAGGCUCUUCAGAGUUUGUACAAUAGCGGGACUACUAUGAUAACAUUGAAUACUAAAUGAAAUUUGGAUAGGUAACAGGCCCUUGGCGACG